Messenger RNA from Mucor velutinosus, 1107 nucleotides. Its product is annotated as transcriptional regulator opi1. The record is from RefSeq and is a predicted model, not a curated record. NCBI's taxonomy places the organism in Eukaryota, Fungi, Mucoromycota, Mucoromycetes, Mucorales, Mucoraceae. The coding region runs from base 1 to 1107 and encodes 368 amino acids. Gene Ontology annotation, cellular component: membrane. The transcript is spliced from 4 exons.
AUGGGACAAGCAUCUGUUAUUCACUGGUUCACGCAUGCUGGACCAAAUUUCCCUCAGGGCGCAACCUGGGAAUAUGCUUGCAACGUACUAAAGACGUAUUUCCACAACAUCACAUCUUUGUCUGCCAUCAGUUCUUUCGUAUCAUCUAGCCUGAAGGAUCCUUCGCAGCUCUUCACACUCUACAAGGAUACCGAUCCUCUCGAGUCCUCCCUCUACUUUUCAAGUGUAUUGAUUACAGUGCAUUAUAUCAUGUCUGAAAUUACCAAAAAUUACAGUCAAGUCGACAGAGCGUGGUCUAUUCUGCCUGGCCUUUAUGCUUGGCACUAUACUAUCCAUGACUAUCUCUUGAAUGGGAGCUUUCAUCCCAGACUCUUGGUUGGCACUAUCCUAAUCUCCAUCUGGGGAGCUCGUCUCACAUACAACUUUGCCAGAAAGGGCGGCUAUUACUUUACUGGUCAUGAUUACCGUUUCCCUUACUUGCGUGAACAACUUGGCCCUGUUGGUAUGGCACUGUUGAACCUUGUGUUCAUUGCCCCUUUUCAAAACCUUCUUCUCUUGUUUAUGGUUGCACCUCUUUAUAUCACACAUACUUUAUUUUCGAAUGCGUCAACACAUACUACCACAGGGUUGUCCACUUUGGAUUGGAUCACGGUGACACUCCAUUUAGCUUUCUUGUUUAUUGAGGUGGUCGCUGAUGAACAGCAAUAUGUUUUCCAAACCGAGAAAUACGCACUGCUGAGCCACUUGAACAAGGAUCAGCUUAAAGGCGACUACAAGUUGGGCUUCUUGUGGCAUUCUGGAUUGUUUCAAUAUAGUCGUCAUCCUAAUUUCUUUGCUGAACAAGCAAUGUGGUGGGUCAUCUAUCUGUUUUCGGUUGCUGCCGUACAAGAAGCAUCAGGCACAACUGACCUGAGAACAUACCUUAACUGGACAAUCGCUGCUCCUAUUGUUUUGACUGCCUUGUUUCAAGGUAGCACAGCACUCACAGAGAGAAUUUCCAGCGAGAAGUAUCCUGCUUAUACAGAGUACCGCAAAUCUGUCAACAAAUUCUUGCCCUGGGCUCCCAAGAAUGCCUCGCGUAAUAGUACUGCCAAGAAGGAGCUGUAA